AUGCCGUGCGCCAAGCGCCCUGCAUGGCAGCUCGGCUUCGACUCGGUCGCGACACGCGUCCCGCGCGCCCAAGUUUUCCAUUCCAACUCCAGCCGGUUGACCGGCCCCUCCUUACUUGAUACAUCACCCUUGACAAUGCCGUUGUAUUCGGUUGAGGUUGAUAAUUUCAAAUCUUACAAAGGUGUACAAACCAUUGGCCCGUUCAAGCAUUUCACUGCUGUCAUCGGUCCCAAUGGCGCUGGUAAAAGUAACUUGAUGGACGCAAUCUCCUUUGUCUUGGGAGUCCGAUCCGCUCAAUUACGUUCAACUCAGCUCAAAGAUCUGAUCUAUAAAGCCGGCGAACUGGAAGACUCAUCUACCCCCCAUGAGCAGCCCAAGAAAGCAUCUGUCACUGCUCAUUAUGUCGAUCACAAGAAUGGUCAACAGUAUCGGUUUUCUCGAACAAUCACCGUUUCUUCCGACAAGUCCGGCUCAUCAAUCUACACGAUUAACAAAAAAGUGGUUAAAUUGGAGGACUACAUAUCCACCCUUGAAUCCCACAACAUCCUUGUCAAAGCAAAAAACUUCCUAGUCUUUCAAGGUGACGUCGAGGCUAUCGCUAGUCAAAACCCCAAAUCUCUUAGCAAAUUGAUCGAUCAAAUCAGCGGCUCUUUGGAAUUAGCACCCGAAUAUGAGCGAAAGAAAGCGGCUUAUUUAGAGGCAUCAAAAAACUCAAACGAUACUAUUGCUCGUCGCAGGGUCAUCAAUGCAGAGAUUAAGGACUUCAAACAGCAAAAAACUGAAAUGGAAAAAUACGAUGAGCUUUGCGGCGAGCGAGAUGAAGCCAUAAUACAUCAUUUACUUUGGAAACUUUUUCAUAUCGAGUCUCGGAUAAACGAACAUUUAGAGUCUAUCGAAUCCAAGAAUGAAACCCUAGGCCCCAUGCGUACUGAAACGGCCGAGCUGGAGCGCGCGGUGGCCGCCGCUAGACGCGAAUACGCUCAAGUGACAAAAGAGGUCGCCAAAACGGAAAAUGAACUGAAAUCGAAAGAAAAGUACAAAGAAGAAGAGAAAUUACCUCGACUAGUAGAAUGCGAAGAGAAAUUGAAACACUUGGAAAAGAAGAGGGCUAACGAAGAGAGAACCAUGGCAAACCUUAGCAAAGAGAAAGCGGCGAAGGAAAAGGAACUAGUCACGCUCCGCCGACAAUUAUCCGUUGUAACGGAAGCUCGUGAUAAUUUUUACGCCAAGCAGCAAGCCAGCAACCGCAACAUAUCAAUUUCCGAAGAUAAGCUCAAAGAAUAUCAAGCACUUAAAGCGAAGAGUGCCAACGAGUGUCCUAAAGAACACGAACUCAUCAAAACCAUAAACCGAGAUCUCAAAACAAAAACUUUCAAACUGACUCAAUUAGAAGAUCAACUGGAACAAACUCAAACUCGUUAUAAAAAAUUGGACCUGGACCAUGAUACCCAAACAAACAGAAAAACCAUGACCGAAAACAAAAUCGAUGGCGUGCUUCGCGAGCUGAACAAGAAGAGAAAGCAGCUUCAUGACGUGCAAGCGGAAAGGACCCGACAAGCUCAAACAGCAACUGAGCUCAAAGAAAAACUUCAAGAUUGUUUGAAAAAGAUCAGCGAGGCUGGUGCUGCUCAACGUGAGACUGAUACGGAAGCCCGCAUCCGAACCAUGGUCGAAAAGCUGCGCAAAAUCUUCCCAGGUGUCAGCGGUCGUCUACAAGACCUGUGCAGCCCGGUAGCCAGAAAGCAUGAUGUGGCUAUUCGAAUUGUUUUGGGUCGGAAUCUAAACGCUGUUGUUGUCGACUCCCAAAAGACUGCAUUUGAAUGCGUCGAGUAUCUUAAAAUUCAACGUUUGGGUUCAGCCUCGUUUAUUCCUCUUGAUACCAUCAAAGUGAAUCCCGUAAACGAACGUCUUAGGAACCUGGCAACAGGCGCUCGGCUGGCUAUUGAUUUGAUCAAACAUGAUCCCAUCUAUGAGAGGGCUGUGCAGUACGCUUGUGGAAAUACAAUUAUUUGUGAUUCUACACAAGUUGCUCGACAUGUUGUCUAUGACAAGGGGAAUGAGGUUAAGGCUGUUUCGCUGGAUGGUACUGUGAUUCACAAAGGUGGAAACAUGAGUGGGGGAGUCACUGGCUUAGAUAAUUCGCGCAAAUUUGAUGAGCGAGAAGUCCAGGGUUUGAAGCGAGCGCAAGAAGAUAUUUUGGCUAGAAUAAAGGCUAACAGCAACAAUUCCCCGCGCGAGAACGAUGAGGCAUUACUAGCGGACAUCUCUCGAUUGGAGGAAACCCUGGCAUUCCUCAAGGAUGAUCUGCUAGCAAGUGAAACUACCCUUGCCGGUAUUAAGGGUGAACUUGAAGUGUUGAGUCAAAAGAAGGACGAAAAGGCUAAAGCAGAAAUAGAUGCGAUAAAAGCCGAACUAAACUCGCUUAAAGAAGCGCAGAGUGCAGUUAAUCGUGUGGAAGACAAAAUAUUUGAAUCAUUUUGUCGAUCCAUCAAUGUUGAAAAUAUUCGAGAUUACGAAGGUCACCAUUUGCAGCUUCAACAGCAGAAUAGCGUCGAGCAAGAGCGACUUGAAACUACUGUGUCAAAGCUACAACACCAGAUCAAUUUCGAGACGGAACAACUCGAGGGCCUAGUUGAACGCCAGGUCACCGUUCAAUCCUCGUCGGAGAAAACUCUCAAGACUCUUGACAGUAUGUCUACCAAAAAACAGCAAGUUCAAAAUGAGAUGAAGGGGAUCGACGAAGAAAUCUCACAGUUGAGCGCUCGUCACGAAGAUUUGGUCCAAGCCCAAUCGCAAAAAUCGGUCAUUGUUUCAGAAACGAAGAAGGAAUUGUCGAAAGCGGUUAAAGUCUUGGACGCAACUAUGAGAGAUAUCAACGGAUGGAAUGAUGAAAUCGAAAGGCUUGUGUCCGAUCGAUUAAAUAUCUUCCGACGAUGUAAGUUAGAAAGCAUAUCACUGCCUAUCCUCGAGGGAUCGUUGCUGCGAAUUCCCAUGGACGAAGUCGUCAGAGCUACCCCGGUGGGGGACGAAGCCUCGAGUGAGGUUACACCUCGAGCAGUGGACCCCAGAGAUUAUGGUAUCAAAAUUGAUUAUGCCAAGUUGGAUGACGAAGAGCAAGAGAACUCUGGCUUUGAGUUAGAGCAGCAUUUCCUGGACAGACUCGUACGGCUGAACACGCAAAUCGAGGCCAUGGUUCCCAAAACGAGAGCUUUGGAAAAGUUGGAAGAAGUCGAGAAUCGAUUGAGGGAUCACGAUCAAGAAUUUGAAGCGGCUCGCAAACUGGCGAGGUCCACCAAGGACGAAUUCACCGAGAUUAGAAAUAAAAGAGUGAAUCUGUUCAACCAGGCCUACAACCACAUUAAAAACGAAAUCCAUGAAGUUUACCGGGAGUUAACCGGAGGGGAUUCCAACGACGGAAGAGUGGCUAAUGAGCGGGGGUUCUCAAAUGAUGGAAAGGCAUAUCUAGAACUGGAUGACUUCGAAGAACCCUAUCUGCACGGAAUUAAGUAUAGCACUAUGCCACCUGGAAAGCGCUAUCGAGACGUCGAGCAAUUAUCAGGAGGAGAGAAGACAAUGGCGGCGCUGGCGCUUCUAUUUGCAAUACACAGCUACCAGCCAUCGCCUUUCUUUGUUCUAGACGAAGUAGACGCAGCGUUGGAUAAUACGAAUGUCAGACGGAUUGCGGAUUAUGUUCGAAAGAAAUCAGGAGAAUCGGUUCAAUUUGUUGUCAUCAGUCUGAAAGGUACUUUUUACGAAAAAGCAUCUGGCCUAGUUGGGAUUUAUAGGGAUAAUGAAUGGGGUGGGACUAAGAGUUUGACUUUAGAUCUGGACCAAUAUGGUGAUUAA
Molecule: messenger RNA, 3846 nt
Organism: Puccinia triticina
Lineage: Eukaryota; Fungi; Basidiomycota; Pucciniomycetes; Pucciniales; Pucciniaceae
Exons: 25
Coding region: 1-3846 (1281 amino acids)
Biological process (GO): sister chromatid cohesion
Cellular component (GO): cohesin complex; nucleus; chromosome
Molecular function (GO): ATP binding; protein binding; DNA binding
Source: RefSeq, a predicted model, not a curated record